AUGGCCAUGUCCACUCCGCCACGUGUGCUGAGCCAGCGGAAGCCCACGCCGCCCACGGACCCAUUCUGGCAGUCCACCCCACGGACCAACUCUCCCAGCUUGAAUUCCCUCAAAAAAGCAAUCCAGCAGGCUGUCCCGGGAAGCCCUCCCUCGCUGAAUAAGAUCGCGAGGGCUGUAGUUCGUCGUCCCACAUGCACGCACACGACUAUGAACCGGGUGUACGGCGACCAUGCCUGUUCCAUGUGCGGACACACUCCCGAGAUCGGUUGGGUCUACGCUUGUCAGCAGGACGAUCAGCUCGUGCGCGAACUGCCUCUGCCUUUGACUGUACCUUCUGCACUACCGGACGGUAUCAGCUAUUUUGAGGCCAUGGCACGGCUGGCCGAGCACAUUCACAUGAGUGCAAGCAUUGUACAGGGCAUUAGAGCUGGAAACUACAGCUCGCAGCAGGUCGUCAAACUUCUGAAGCAGAAAGAGGAACUUAUCGCGGCCAUCAAAAUGAAAGAGGAAGCAGCCGCUGAGCGUGCCACAUCUUCUGUCAGGUUUGUUGAGAGCGAAUAUGGCGGCAUCAUCUCCUCUGUGGGAACAUCUGCUCCACUCCACAACGGCCAAAACCCAACUACUGCCAUGAAAGCAUUGGACACGUCUACCACGGAAUCUGUCUCGACACCAGUUCAGCUGACAGAAAAGUCGACGACCAAGAAGCAGCCGAGUGCCAAAUGUGCAUACAAAGUUUGCCAGACCUGCCGUCCGCUGUUCGAGGACCGCAUGUACGCCAGCUUCGAGGCUGUCCUCAAUGGCGAGUGUCUGCCAUUGUCUGGGAAAGACAUCCAAUGCCUGCCCGUCAUGAACAGCAGAGUAGCUGCAAAUUUCGGCAUUCGUCAGCCGCUGACCCCGGAAAGCCUCGAGUCGAACAGCAAAGACAUCACCAUGUGCGAUAGCAAUGACACCGAAGACGAAAUUUCCGUGGACUGGACUCCUACCGAAGCCGGAGAUUCAUUCUUGGAGCACCUCAACAGCGCUGAGCUCUACCCUUGCCCAGGUCCUCACCAGUGUCCAGUCUACAGCCGCAAUUCUGGCUGUGCAUACGAUGAUGGCUUCGAUGAUGGCCGACGCGCCGUCAACCACGGCUUUACAUUUCACACCGACGACGUUCGCAUGACUGCAGAGAAGCUGCGCCAGUUACACAUGCUCGACACAUCGUCGACGGCUUCAUCUCUCAGCCUCCCGACACCUCCGUCGGUUCCACGAAUUCCACAGCUCUCCACCGAUGAGGCAUUCGCCGCUACUCUCAAGAAGAAGCUGGGCAAAGCCAGGUCUUCAGAUUUCCCGAGAACCACCUUGCGUACCAKAGGUAGCAACAGUAGCUUUGGAAGCGAGGUCGAGGUACAGGGUGGCGUGGCGUUGACUGAAGAAUCUAUCGGUCGUGGAACGCCCGACAUUCUCACCAUUGACUAG
Ramularia collo-cygni is the source of this 1458-nucleotide messenger RNA. RefSeq lists its product as uncharacterized. The record is from RefSeq and is a predicted model, not a curated record. The transcript has 2 exons. Bases 1 to 1458 code for a protein of 485 amino acids. NCBI's taxonomy places the organism in Eukaryota, Fungi, Ascomycota, Dothideomycetes, Mycosphaerellales, Mycosphaerellaceae.